UGACGACGCUGAUGACGCGGAGCUGUUUGGCGCGGAAGUUUGUUUUGUAACUUCGGUGUUUGGUUGUCUGUGGCUGCUCAAGAAAAAUGAUGCGCAAAAAGCGACGCUCCUCCGUGGAAAAGGGAGAGGGGGCUUCUGCAGCACCCAAGUUGAAGAAGAGUCGCAGCGCUGGUCGCCAGGCUAAGGAAACUGCUCCAGAAGAGGCGAAUCAGUGUGUGUUUGCUGACUUUGUGAGAGUGGCAGGUGUCACCUUAAAACAGGGUGGCGUGCCUAACGAGAUUGGUGUUGACCAAAUAGUGUUCCAGAGACGGAUACAGCAGAAACUUCAGAAGAGUCCCAGGUACCCUGGUAUCGUACAGGAAUUUGUCACCGGAUUGGAGUCAUAUAUGGAGAAUGCCGACAGGUUUAGGAACUGCCUUCUUCCAUGUGCCCCACAGUUGGUGGAUGGAGACUCCAGUUCUGUCAGCUCAUUCCAGGAAAGUCUGCUGCGUAUGCUGUUGGGCAUUGAGAUGCUACAGACUUUGAUCAUUAACACCUUGCUUGAGAAACUCCCUGAGUAUAUGCUUGAUGGCACUGGCGAUGGAGGAGUCAGUAUCCCGCGCAUAAUUAUUAACCAAUUUAAAUGGUUAGACAGAGUUGUGGACGCCAAGGAACUGGCAUCGAAGCUCAUGGAGCUGGUGUCGGUAGCUCCAGUGGAGGUUCAGCGUGACAUCAUCACCAGUCUACCAGAGAUACUGGAAGACUCCCAGCACAAUGACAUAGCCAGGGAGCUCAACUCUUUACUCCAGGAGAACACUCAGUUGACUGUCCCCAUCCUGGAUGCCCUCUCCAGUCUUAACCUCACUUCCUCAUUACUGAUGGAGGUCCGUGGAGCUGUUAUGGCCACUUUGGCUGCUGUGCAGCUGGAGGACCUACCUGUAGUGGUCAAGUUCAUCCUGCACUCCGUGUCAGCCUCUGAUGCAUAUGAGGUGGUGUGUAAUCUUCGUAAAAAACUGGAGCUGGAGCAGUGUGUCCUCCCUCCUGUGUUGCAAGCGUCUCAGACUCGUAUGAAUAGUCAAGUAGCAGCAGGGUCUGCUUCCACGGCAGCAGCUGGCAGCAGCCAGGACAGCAUCAUGUUGAUACUGGACUGCAUCAAGUCAGCAGUGCGAUUCCAGAAAACCAUUUCUGAGGCUUGGCUCAAGGCCAUAGAGUCUGUGAAUGAAGUGGAGGACUUUAAGGUAAUGGAUCUGCUUGUGCUGCUCAUCCUUCACUCCGCCAAUGCCAACCAGAGCCGACGUGGAGCAGAAAGAGUGCUGAAGAUCAAAGUGAGAAGUGGACUGAUCCAAGAGGCUCUACUGCAGAAAACCUUCAGAGACUACGCUCAGGCCAUGCGAGGGUACUUCUCCUCCACACUGGCUUUAGCUCAGAGUUUGCUCCGCUCACCUGACCCCUGCGUAGUGCCUUUUGGUGGACACAUGUACCGACAGGCAUUCACUGCGUUUGACUCUUACUGCCAUCAGGAGGUGGUGGGCUCUCUUGUGACCCAUGUGUGUAGUGGUGUGGGUGGAGAAGUGGACGUGGCUCUGGAGCUGCUCUGUGGUCUGGUUAACGAAAAACCCUCGGAAAUGGCCAUGUAUGCCGUUUUUGUCAAGGGAAUCUUGGACUACAUGGACAACCUCACUCCCCAGCAGAUUCGAAGACUUUUCCAGCUUCUGAGCAGACUGGCCUUUGGACAGAAACAAGGCUCUCACAUUCAGGAUGAUAUGCACAUAGUGAUCCGCAAACAGCUCUCCAGCACUGUGCCCAAGUAUAAGCGUAUUGGCAUCAUUGGUGCUGUCAUGAUUGUAGGCAGCAUGGGGGCCUUCAGGCCCAAAGGGAAGGAAUCACAGAAUGGGUCACUGUCCCAGGAGACAUUCAGACAGGUGACGGCUCUGUUGGAGCUGGUGAAGUCGAGCAGUGAAAGCUCACCUGAAGCUGCAGCUCUUUAUUAUGAUGAACUGGCCAACCUGAUUUUGAACUCCACUCUGGACUCACAGGUCCAGGACAUGAUUGGAAAAAGUGUCCUUCAAGACUUCGAGGAUAACUUUGUAGUGGACGUGGGCCCGGAAAUAUCAGGGUCCUUUCCCUUUCCGGCUUCCGUGGCGUACAAGUUGUAUGAAGAUGAGGAUCAGGGAGGCAUUGCCAUAAACCUGCUGCCUCUGCUGGCCAAAGACCUCCAAAACAAAGGAGAGCAGCAAAAUCAAAUCAAUAAGGCACAGAAGCGAGUUUCUCCUCUGUGUUUGUCUCCAUUUUUCCGUCUCCUGAGGCUGUGUAUGGAAAAGCGGCAUCAGGGAGACUUGGAAGAGAUCGAUGGCCUUCUGGGGUGCCCUCUGAUCCUGACGGACAUGGAUGUAGUAGAGAAAGUUGAGAGCUUGUCAAAAGCUGAGAGGGAGUUCCUCUGUACUUUGCUCUUUCACACCAUCAACUGGUUCAGAGAGGUGGUGAAUGCAUUCUGUACACAAAAAGACACUGAGAUGAAGAUGAGAGUGCUGACUCGCCUGCAGAACAUCACUUACCUUCAGACGCUGUUGGAAAGAGCUCUGGCAGGAACACCCGGCUAUGUCCCACCUAUUGCUAACUUUGACGGAGAAAGCACAGACAGCAUUGCACCGAGUUCCACUGUUCAGAUGAAUAAGACAAAGAAAGAUGGCACAGGAAAGAAAAAGAAGGCCCCUGCUAAGAAUUCCUCAGAAGGCAGCUCACAGGCUGAAGAGGUGACAGAAGCAGAUGAAACUCAACAGGAGCAGCCAGAAAAGGAGAAGGAGAAGGAGAUCCGGCCAGGUGUCAGCCUGGCGUCUUACAGACCGUUUUUUAGGGAGCUGGACAUAGAGGUGCUUAGUGUUCUGCAGUGUGGCUUACUAUCACGCUCGCUACUGGACUCUGAGCUCCACACUAAGGUGCGAGAGGAGGUUCUGCUGGGUCCUGCUGAGCUCGUCUUCCUCUUGGAGGAUAUGCAUCGCAAAUUAGAGUUUAGUCUCACUGCUUCUCCGGCCAAAAGAGCUCCUUUCCUCAAAGGAAGAACUGAUAAGAGUGUGGGCUUCUCCCACCUCCAACAGAGGAGCUCUAAGGACAUUGCCUCUUAUUGUGUCCAACUUAUGCCUGCUCUCUGCUCACACCUGGAGAACUGCCACAACCACUUUCAGCUUCUGCUAUCCGAGAACAACGGCGUUGUUGAUGGACCUGCCACAGAUGUGCAAGAGCAUCAGUUAAUGUCUUCAGCCUAUCAGUUGCUCCUGCAGGUCCUGAACACUACCUUCAGCUGGUCUGGAUUUAGUCAACUAGGACAGAGGAGCUUACUGAAGAAAGCUAUAGGAGUUUUUGCUGGACGACUCAAAGAGGGAGGUGCUGAGCUGACCCUGGAGCAGCUUGUGAAACAUAGUUUUGAAUAUCUGCUCAACUUCCGCAGCACAGUGCCUAAUCUCACCACAGCUCUGUGUCUCUCUCGGCUUCUCUCCACCGUGUCAGAGAAAGGAGGAAAUCCUGCUGCCUACAGAGAGCAGACUGCUGUCCUUGCACAGCGUUUCUUGAGCCAGGACUGGGUAACAGCCAGUGGGGAAAAGGAGCGAGGCACCAAAUUCAAUGAAGCACUUCACACUCUCCUCAGCAUCUACCUGGAGCAUGUUGAUGAUGUUCUAAAGGCUGUGGAAGAAAUAGCUGGUGAAGGAAUUCCAGAGCUUCUCAAUGCAUCAAAAGAUGAGAGCUCUGCUUCCUGGCCCACUCUCAGUAGGCAGACAUUCCUGGUGUUCUACAAAGUGUUAAUGGCAGAGCUUGAGAAAGCUGUCCGCAAGAUUCCUGCUGGCAAAAUGAGUGACACCACUGAGGUUCAGAGUGAGAAACUGCUGACAUGGAACCUGGCUGUCAGAGAUUUUCACAUCCUUGUCAACCUGGUUAAGGUCUUUGAUUCUCGGCUAGUCCUCAAUGUGUGCUUAAAGUAUGGGCGCCUUUUCUUGGAGUCUUUCCUGAAGCUGGGGAUGCCGCUUUUAGACUACAGUUUCAAAAGGCACAAGGAGGACGUCCAGAGCUUGCUGAAGACCUUCCAGCUCAGCACUCGGCAGCUCCAUCACAUGUGUGGACAUUCAAAGAUUCAUCAGGAUACCAGCUUAACCAACCACGUACCAGCCUUGAAGAAAAGCCUCGAGCUGUUUUUAUAUCGAGUGAAGGCCAUGCUGACCCUGAACAAUUGUCAGGAGGCCUUUUGGAUGGGUAACCUGAAGAAUCGCAACCUGAAGGGUGAAGAGAUUCUUUCUCAGAGGUCACAAGAAGAUGAUGAUGAGGAGGAGGAGGAGGAGGAGCAAGGUUCACCACCUGCACAGGAGCAGUCAGAAGAUGAGGCCCAGGACAGUGACUCUGAGGGAAAUAAGAAGGUUAACAGAAUGGCGGAUGUGGACCAGGAUGAUGUUUCAGAUGACUCGGAGUAAUACUUCUUUACUGACAGAAUAAUAAAUUGUUAUUUUUUUUUUUUUUAAAUAUUUGGGGUAAAUCCUUAUUUACAGAUAAAAGCUUCCCGUUUCUGUUGAUUUAUAAAGCAUGCCUAAUAGGUAAGUUAUCGCACUAGGUUACAGUGUAAAAAUAGUGUUUAUAUUUGUUUAAAAGCAGAAGAUGAGUUUGUUAUUCAGGAUUAAAUAUAUUCCAUGUGUUAUAUUUUAAAAUGCUUACCACUUAAAUGAUUCUUGUAAAA
Messenger RNA from Archocentrus centrarchus (flier cichlid), 4696 nucleotides. RefSeq names its product FA complementation group D2 (gene fancd2). Gene Ontology annotation, cellular component: nucleus; condensed chromosome. The transcript has 44 exons. Bases 87 to 4436 code for a protein of 1449 amino acids. The record is from RefSeq and is a predicted model, not a curated record. Gene Ontology annotation, molecular function: DNA polymerase binding. Gene Ontology annotation, biological process: double-strand break repair involved in meiotic recombination; homologous chromosome pairing at meiosis; interstrand cross-link repair. NCBI's taxonomy places the organism in Eukaryota, Metazoa, Chordata, Actinopteri, Cichliformes, Cichlidae.